GCUGCGGAGCGCUAGCACUCGCUCCCCCGGGGACUCGCAGAGGCAGCGGCGGCCGGGCGCGCCGGGCAUGCUCAGUCGCGGGCGCCGGGCUCCGAGUCGGAAGCCUGUGCGCGGCCGCCCAGCCGGCCCGGGCGCACGGGGAGCGCGCGCGACUGGCUGCGGCUGCGGCUGCGGCUGGGCCGCGGGGGACCCCGCGCGGGACGCGAGCCUAGCCCCUCGCGGCGCCCCUGACCUGCCAGCUCCCUAGAACCCGCGCAGGACAGGGGCCAGCCGCGGCUGGUGGCGGCGGGGCGCGGGGGAACAGCCUCGGCGCCGGCAGCGACUCCGGCCGCCCGGCCCGCCGCGUCCCGGAGCCGUCGGGCAUGGAGCCGUGGAAGCAGUGCGCGCAGUGGCUGAUCCACUGCAAGGUGCUACCCGCCAACCACCGGGUGACCUGGGACUCGGCGCAGGUGUUCGACCUGGCGCAGACCCUCCGCGAUGGAGUCCUGCUUUGCCAGCUGCUCAACAACCUCCGAGCGCACUCCAUCAAUCUGAAGGAGAUCAACCUGAGGCCGCAGAUGUCCCAGUUUCUCUGUUUGAAGAAUAUACGGACAUUUCUCACAGCCUGUUGUGAGACAUUUGGAAUGAAGAAAAGUGAACUCUUUGAGGCCUUUGACCUGUUUGAUGUUCGCGACUUUGGGAAGGUUAUAGAAACAUUAUCACGGCUUUCUCGUACACCAAUAGCAUUGGCCACAGGGAUCAGGCCCUUUCCAACAGAAGAAAGCAUUGAUGAUGAAGACAUCUACAAAGGCCUUCCUGACUUAAUAGAUGAAACUCGUGUGGAAGAUGAAGAAGAUCUCUAUGACUGUGUUUACGGGGAAGAUGAAGGUGGAGAAGUCUAUGAGGACUUGAUGAAAGCGGAGGAGGCACACCAGCAGAAAAGUCCGGAAAAUGAUAUACGGACUUGUUGUCUAGCAGAAAUUAAGCAGACCGAAGAAAAAUAUACAGAAACUUUGGAGUCAAUAGAAAAAUAUUUCAUGGCACCACUAAAAAGAUUUUUGACACCAGCAGAAUUUGACUCGGUAUUCAUCAACAUUCCUGAACUUGUAAAAGUUCAUCGGAGCUUAAUGCAAGAAAUUCAUGAUUCCAUUAUAAAUAAAAAUGACCAGAACUUGUAUCAAGUUUUCAUUAACUACAAGGAAAGAUUGGUUAUUUAUGGGCAGUACUGCAGUGGAGUGGAGUCAGCCAUCUCUAACUUAGAUUAUAUUUCUAAGACAAAAGAAGAUGUGAAACUAAAGUUAGAGGAAUGUUCCAAAAGAGCAAAUAAUGGGAAAUUUACACUUCGAGAUUUGCUUGUGGUUCCUAUGCAACGUGUUUUGAAGUAUCAUCUUCUGCUUCAGGAGCUGGUCAAGCAUACCACGGAUCCCAUCGAAAAGGCAAAUCUGAAACUGGCUCUUGAUGCAAUGAAGGAUUUGGCACAAUAUGUGAAUGAAGUCAAAAGAGAUAAUGAGACCCUUCGUGAGAUUAAACAGUUUCAGCUAUCUAUAGAAAACUUGAAUCAACCAGUUUUGCUUUUUGGGAGACCUCAGGGAGAUGGUGAGAUUCGAAUAACCACUCUGGACAAGCAUACAAAGCAAGAAAGGCAUAUCUUCUUAUUUGAUCUGGCAGUGAUUGUAUGUAAAAGGAGAGGUGAUAACUACGAAAUGAAGGAAAUCAUAGAUCUCCAGCAGUACAAGAUAGCCAACAACCCUACGACUGACAAAGAAAAUAAGAAGUGGUCUUAUGGCUUCUACCUCAUCCAUACCCAAGGACAAAAUGGGUUGGAAUUUUAUUGCAAAACAAAAGAUUUAAAGAAAAAAUGGCUGGAACAGUUUGAAAUGGCUUUAUCUAACAUAAGGCCAGACUAUGCAGAUUCCAAUUUCCAUGACUUCAAGAUGCACACCUUCACUCGGGUGACAUCCUGCAAAGUCUGCCAGAUGCUCCUGAGAGGAACAUUUUAUCAAGGCUAUUUAUGUUUUAAAUGUGGAGCAAGAGCACAUAAAGAAUGCUUGGGAAGAGUAGACAAUUGUGGCAGAAUUAAUUCUGGUGAACAAGGGCCGCUCAAACCACCAGAGAAACGAACCAAUGGACUCCGAAGAACUCCCAGGCAGAUGGAUCCAGGUUUACCAAAAAUGCAGGUGAUUAGAAACUACACUGGAACACCACCCCCGGGUCUUCAUGAAGGACCUCCCUUACAUAUCCAGGCGGGGGAUACCAUUGAACUUCUCAGAGGAGAUGCACACAGUGUUUUUUGGCAGGGUAGAAAUUUAGCAUCAGGAGAGAUUGGAUUUUUCCCAAGUGAUGCUGUUAAGCCUUCCCCAUGUGUGCCCAAACCAGUAGAUUAUUCUUGCCAACCCUGGUAUGCUGGAGCAAUGGAAAGAUUACAGGCAGAGACUGAACUUAUCAAUAGGGUAAAUAGUACUUACCUUGUGAGGCACAGGACCAAAGAGUCAGGAGAAUAUGCAAUUAGCAUUAAGUACAAUAACGAAGCAAAACAUAUCAAGAUUUUAACGAGAGAUGGCUUUUUUCACAUUGCAGAAAAUAGAAAAUUUAAAAGUUUAAUGGAACUUGUGGAAUACUACAAGCAUCAUUCUCUUAAAGAAGGGUUCAGAACCUUAGAUACAACUCUGCAGUUUCCAUACAAGGAGCCAGAACAUUCAGCUGGACAGAGGGGUAAUAGGGCAGGCAACAGCUCCCCCUCUUUGUUCUGUGGCUUUUCUUUUUUAACUCCUCCAGACUACAGCUUUGUUCCCCCUUCUUCCACUCCUUUCUGGUCAGUAUUAAGUCCAAAAGUACUGGGCAUUGCCAUCGCUCGGUAUGACUUCUGUGCAAGAGACAUGCGAGAACUGUCCUUGUUGAAAGGAGAUGUGGUGAAGAUUUACACAAAGAUGAGUGCGAAUGGCUGGUGGAGAGGAGAAGUGAAUGGCAGGGUGGGCUGGUUUCCAUCCACAUAUGUGGAAGAGGAUGAAUAAAUUCCAAUCCAGCAUUGAAUCCUGCACCCAAAAUCUCAGAGAACAAAUAAGCAGAGCCUGCAAAGCAUUAUGAAUUACCUGAAGUGUUUAAAAAGCUGCAUUUCUGGCUGUUCAGCAUCCUCCCUCCUUUUCCCUUCCUAAGUCUUAAUGCUGGGAUUUUUAAAGAUGCUGGUACUGACAGAUUAAUGGCUUGCCUAGAGCCAUGCAAGAAACAGCCUGCCCAUCUGUCAUUGUCAGGGACCAGGGCAAGGCCAAAAGCUUUGCUUCCCAAAAGAGACCUGCAAACACAUUCAUCCAGAUUCUCUUUACCUCCAUCAGGUCAGAUACCCUAAAGGCCAUCCACUAGUAAAUGCUUAAUGCAUGGUUUCUUUAUUGUCAAGCAUCAUUCACCAAAAUUUUUGAUGGGACAAAGAAGCAGAGGUUUAAUUCUGUUUUGCCUAGCAGGAAAAAAAAAAUUAAGAGUGUUUUCAUUUGGGAAAGAUCCAGUAUACUGGAAAGAUUCAGCAUUACUUAUCAUAAAUUGUCCAACAGGUGACUCAUUGCCCAACAAACAAUUUCACCCCCAGAUGUUACUCAUGAUAAAAUAUAAAAGAUAAAUGCUUAGGUUUGCGUCAUAAGUGAUAUAUUCCAGAAAGAUUUGAGUUACUCAUUUGAUGUUCUGAUUAUAACUGCACACUCCUUUUUAUAAAAAUGAGGAGAUAAAGCACAUGACAGUUGUCUUCGUACUAAAUUUUGCAACUUUCAUGAUGCCAUAGGGUUAUUUUGAAAAUGUAGUACUUGAUGAAGUAAUCAUGGUUAGAUAUAUUAUGGGUAGUUUCCCAUAACCUGAGUAAAGUGGUGUUGUUUACAAAGCAGAUCAAGGGCUAUACUCCAUAGUAAAUGAUUUUAUAGCACCAGUAUCUAUUGACAUUAGCCUUUCCUUCUUCCUGGAUAGAUGUGCAGCAUAUUUGUUGAAUCCUAUAUUUUCAUGGAGUAUUACUUGAGCACAAACAAAUUUGUUGAGGUUUUUGGAAGGAAAGCACACCUGGGUCCUUUAUGCAUUUAGGGACAAAAAAGAGGGUCACUGGGCUUCUGUGGACUUGUGACAUUGAGAGUCUUCCCUUUUGCAGGCCUUUCUGGGCAUUUAUCACCUAGCGGAAGAUGAGUGUUGCAGAACAUUACUUUUACCAAGUCUUCCCUUUUUUGUAAGAUCUAAAUACAUUCUUCUUGGAAUGCCCAGUCACCAAUGUAGGCAGUCAAGUUAAGACACUAACUUGGCCCUUUCCUGAUGAAAUGUUUCCUCCACAGUAGAAGUGAUGUUCUGAAAAGAUGCUGAAAAUGUUUUGUGUUUUGGAUAAACAAAAAUGCAAAGCAUUAACUUCAUAGAACCAAACAAGGAACAUUUGGUUCUGAAAUGUCAGAUCAUCUUUGAAAUGAAGGGGCUCUGCCUUCCCUCUUCCCAGCAUACUUGGGUAUCUGAACUUGAUGUUCAGUGGUCACACAUUCCCUGCUAGAGACCCUCCUAGGUUAGGACUUCUCAUCUAGAAUAGAUUCAAGGCCUUACCUCAGAAUUAUGUAAACUGUGAUUGUCUUUUAGAAACAUUGUUAUUUGCUAAAAUCAGUCAAGUCUUUGUAAAUGUGUAAAUGACCAUGAAAAUGUAUUUUAUAAAAUGUUCUGUACAGUAGAGUUACACCACCAAGGUGAAUCGUUUGAGUGGAUUCCUUCCUAUAAAGUCUUAUCUAUGACUGUGUCUGGGAAUGUUUGUCUGUUACUGUCAGGCAAGUGUUAUUACAGAGAGUGCAGCUUCACACAAACUGAACUGCUCCUGUGUACAGUACUGUGGCAUGUAUUGUUUAUUUCCAUCCAUAGACUCCUCCCUUACAGAUAUGUGGUCUUUGUGUUGAGUUUCAUUGACCUGGAGGUUUUCAUAGCAGAGGAUAUUAGAUCCCAUUUUCAUGACAUUACCAGUUACAUCUUUGUCUACAUUUAAUACUUUGUAUUGGAAACUUUAAAUUCUGUGGAUAUAUGUAGAUUUCUAAUACCAAAGACAGAAGUAAAUGUUUUUCAUAUACUUUGUCUUGCAUGUAUGCAGCUCUUAUGUAAUAUGGUGAAUUAGAAUGGUAUUGUACUUUGUAAUAUUUUGUAAAUAUGUCAAUACAAUAAAUAGUUACUACUUGCA
Molecule: messenger RNA, 5149 nt
Organism: Cavia porcellus (domestic guinea pig)
Lineage: Eukaryota; Metazoa; Chordata; Mammalia; Rodentia; Caviidae
Gene: Vav3
Product: vav guanine nucleotide exchange factor 3
Exons: 28
Coding region: 363-2990 (875 amino acids)
Biological process (GO): cell migration; regulation of GTPase activity; intracellular signal transduction
Cellular component (GO): plasma membrane; cytoplasm
Molecular function (GO): guanyl-nucleotide exchange factor activity; protein binding
Source: RefSeq, a predicted model, not a curated record